GGUUUGACUGUAAUUAUACUGCUCCCUGCCAUGGCCACUCAUGUGCAUGCGUGCAGGAGACCGAGAACAGUCUCCUCCACCCAAACUCCGCUUCGCGAGGGCGAUCCAACAGCUUUUCAGGUGAACGCCUCCCUUUAUAGGUCUCCCUCAUCGCUCCCCUCUUCAUUCUCCUCUCUCUCUCUCUCUCUCUCUCUCUCUCGCUCUCUCUCUCUCUCUGUAUCUCUUUCCCUUCAGCUCGAGCAACGCAGCGUAUCGCAGAUCGGAGAUGGGCGAGGUGACGCCGGAGAUGGAGCGUAUCUUCAAGCGCUUCGACACCAACGGCGACGGCAAGAUCUCGCUGGCGGAGCUCGGCGAGGUCCUCCGCACGCUGGGCUCCACCUCCGGCGACGACGUGAAGCGCACCAUGGCGGAGAUCGACACCGACGGCGACGGCAACAUCGACUUCAAAGAGUUCGCCGCCUUCUGCCACGCCAACCCCGGUCUCAUGAAGGACGUGGCCAAGGUCUUCCUUUGAGUUCUGGUCUCCUUUCUUCUUCUUCUUCUUCUUCUUCUUCUUCUUUUGGUCUCUUCUGACCAAUCGCAGCUGUGUACGUAAUGGGAUCUUGUGGAGAUUGUCAGCUUAAUGAUUUGUGUCGCCAUAUGAACUCUCACCAAAUCAGUUUAAUAUUGCUAUUCCAAUAUGAAAAGGUUUUGUGCUGCAUCGCGUUGCCGCUUUGUUUCUUCA
This is a messenger RNA of Musa acuminata AAA Group (dessert banana), 724 nucleotides long. RefSeq names its product polcalcin Phl p 7-like. Gene Ontology annotation, molecular function: calcium ion binding. The record is from RefSeq and is a predicted model, not a curated record. Bases 266 to 514 code for a protein of 82 amino acids. NCBI's taxonomy places the organism in Eukaryota, Viridiplantae, Streptophyta, Magnoliopsida, Zingiberales, Musaceae. The transcript has a single exon.